Peronospora matthiolae is the source of this 729-nucleotide messenger RNA. Lineage: Eukaryota; Oomycota; Peronosporomycetes; Peronosporales; Peronosporaceae. The record is from the annotation of a GenBank genome assembly.
AUGUCAAACUCGAAGAAAAAGCGGCGGCCAAAGGUUGCGCCACGGUAUACUCGUGAUCGAGAUGAAGACGCUGGCAAAUACGCAGACGAGAACCGCGUGGUUACUAGUCAACAAGUAAAAUUAGUGCGCGGUAUAUUUACACGCACCACGUGCCGCUGUUUCGUGCUGAAGUCGUUCAGUGAAGCUAAUAUUCACAAAAGCCUCAAGUUUGGCAUAUGGAGCACAACGACGUUGCACAGUGCUCUGCUAAACCAAGUUUAUGAUAGCGACACGUGUGCAAACCUGUCGGUCUUGCUCUUCUUUAGUGUGUGUGGUACCAAACACUUUAACGGCGUUGCUCGAAUGACGUCGAAAGUGCGGACAGACGCACACUUUCAGCUGUGGGAGAAGCUCAAGUACGAGGGAUUCUUUCAUGUCGAGUGGCUACUGGUCAAAGAUGUGCCCAACUACGUUCUAACUGGAGUCAAGAUGAGUAACACGCCGACCAAAAAGUCUAUCACGUCAUGUCGAGAUUGUGAAGAAGUACCACCGAAAGAGGCUAAUGAGUUUUUGACCAUUUUUCCCGAGUAUAAAAGUCGCUCCAGCGCUUUGGACGAUUUUGCGCAUUAUGACCAGCUUCAGGUAGAGAUUGAACAGAAACGGCGACUAGCGUUUGCUGAUGGGGUCGACAAGACAGAUGUGAACUUGUAUCUCGUACCGGUUCAACAAGAACCGCUAGGGUCAACAUAA